Messenger RNA from Terrapene triunguis (Three-toed box turtle), 977 nucleotides. It is a transcript of the gene PIP4P1, whose product is annotated as phosphatidylinositol-4,5-bisphosphate 4-phosphatase 1. Lineage: Eukaryota; Metazoa; Chordata; Testudines; Emydidae. Gene Ontology annotation, biological process: phosphatidylinositol dephosphorylation. Gene Ontology annotation, cellular component: plasma membrane; late endosome membrane; phagocytic vesicle membrane. Bases 33 to 878 code for a protein of 281 amino acids. Gene Ontology annotation, molecular function: phosphatidylinositol-4,5-bisphosphate 4-phosphatase activity. The transcript has 7 exons. The record is from RefSeq and is a predicted model, not a curated record.
GGGACGGGCUCUACGGCAGCCGGGAAGCGGCGAUGUCGGGGGAUGGCGAACGCUCCCCGUUGCUGCCCGCGGAGCUUGGCGAGCCGGGCGCUCCCGGGGCCCUGGCCGGGCCUGGCGGGCUUGUCCCUUCCGCGCCGCUCCCACCCUACGGGGGCCCCGCGGCAGGGAAGCCGGCCCCGCCCCAUGGCUUCCCACCGUUCCCAGAAGGGCAUCCAGCUGUGCUGCCCGGCGAGGACCCCCCGCCCUACUCACCCAUGGCCAGCCCCGACAGCGGCAGCGCCCCCAUGAUCACCUGCCGUGUCUGCCAGAGCCUGAUCAAUGUGGAGGGCAAGAUGCACCAGCACGUGGUCAAGUGCAGCGUCUGCAACGAGGCCACGCCAAUCAAGAACGCCCCCCCGGGGAAGAAGUAUGUGAGAUGUCCCUGCAACUGCCUGCUGAUCUGCAAGGUGACGUCCCAGCGAAUCGCCUGCCCCCGGCCCUACUGCAAAAGAAUCAUUAACCUGGGCCCGGUGCACCCAGGGCCCCUGAGCCCUGAGCCCCAGCCUGUGGGAGUGCGGGUCAUCUGUGGGCACUGCAAGAAUACUUUCCUGUGGACAGAGUUCACAGACCGCACCUUAGCCCGCUGCCCGCACUGCCGCAAAGUCUCCUCCAUCGGGCGCAGGUACCCCCGGAAGAGAUGCAUCUGCUGCCUCCUCCUGGGUGUCUUAGUGGCUGUAGCUGCCACAGGCCUAGCGUUCGGCACGUGGAAGCAUGCCCGGCGGUAUGGUGGGAUCUACGCCUCCUGGGCGCUGGUCAUUCUCCUGGCUGUUCUGUGCCUAGGCCGGGCCAUGUACUGGGCCUGCAUGCGAGUCAGCCACCCCGUCCAGAACUUCUCCUGAGCCACCCUUGCCGCAGGGAGCCCCGCCCAUCUCAGCCAGCUUCUGCCCAGCCCCCGGUCCGCUCCUGUGCCUCUCGCCUUGGUUCUGCUCCCCUCCCAU